Cydia splendana is the source of this 2529-nucleotide messenger RNA. RefSeq names its product alpha-tubulin N-acetyltransferase 1-like. The coding region runs from base 99 to 1079 and encodes 326 amino acids. Lineage: Eukaryota; Metazoa; Arthropoda; Insecta; Lepidoptera; Tortricidae. Gene Ontology annotation, molecular function: tubulin N-acetyltransferase activity. The transcript is spliced from 7 exons. Gene Ontology annotation, cellular component: microtubule. Gene Ontology annotation, biological process: alpha-tubulin acetylation. The record is from RefSeq and is a predicted model, not a curated record.
UUAUCAUACUGCGGGCGUCUGUGAUUUUUGUAAUUUAUUGAAAUAUUAAAAUCACUAUUUAAAUCGAAUUUGUAUAUUAAAGUGUGAACCUAUUAAAAAUGGAGUGGAUGAUACCGGUAAACGAUAUGCUCAAAGACGAGAUCACCAAAGUGAAUUAUACAUUAAUACCUCCAGGGUGCCAGGGUGAUGUUCGUACUGUGAGAAUCGUGCAAGAAAGUCUGGGCAAGCUGAUCGACUCCCUCGGGGAACAGUCAGCAUCGGCCCAGGGCCUCUCCAAAGCCAUCACCACCGCUGAGAAGUUGCGGAACGCGCCAACUCAUGUCCUGUACCUGUUGAAAGAUGCCAGUGCUAAAAACGGCGACGGCGAGAUCAUAGGCUUCCUAAAGGUGUCCUACAAACACCUGUAUCUGUUCGACGAACGUGACAAGGUGCGCGAGGUGGAGCCGCUAUGCGUGCUCGACUUCUACGUGAGCGGCGCGCGGCAGCGGCGCGGCAACGGCAGGAAGCUGUUCGACUACAUGUUGCAGGAUACCGGUAGCCGGCCCCAGGAUCUGGCUGUGGACGGCCCGUCAUCCAAGAUGGAGACCUUCCUCGCCAAAAACUACGGCGUCGACCACCUCAUCCGUCAGAGCAACAACUUCGCCGUCUCGCCUGCUUUCUUCAUUACUUCGCCUGAUGCCAAUAAGUCUGGUCGCACCACGCCUGUGAUCCCGACGGCGGCGGUAGGACGGUUCGCCGCCCGCAAACCACCCUCCUCUAUCUCUGAUGUGAUUCACGGGGCUACGGACCGGGUGUACGUGGAAACGAAUAAUGGAUCUCCCGAGGACACUCCGGCACCAGCGCCCGAGCCUCCAAAGAUCCCAACUCCGGAGCCCGAGCCGGAACCGGCACCGGAGCCCGUUCCGGAAAUACCGGAAUUGCCGGCUUCACCCAGCCCGGAACGCCCGACCACUUUACAGGUCGCCCCGGCGGUUUCAGCCGCGCCAUCUCCGGCAGGCUCGGCCGCACCACGUCGCGAUUCCCAACUCACCGAUCAAGGGUACUUUGAUGUCAAGUUCUACCACAAUAAGCUGUGGUAAUUACCUUGGGUGUUUUAAUUUGUGUCCAUUCCUUUUUCCUUGAUGCUGUUUCGUUGUGAGUUUAUGUAUUUGGGUGUUUAGAUGGCUGAUUUUGAACGCGGAUUGCUUGUAAACUGGAUUAAGAUGUUUUCUUUCAUCUUGGAGGUUAGCCUUUAAAGGGUUCCCUGUGAGGGCUUGUGUAUUUGGAUUUCUAGAUGACAGAAAAGAAACUGAUUACUUGUAACAUGACUUAAGAUGUAUUGUUUUAAGUAUCCCUGAACUCUUCCAUUAAGGGAUGUAAUUGAAGUAACUGAUAAACAUCGGAAUCGUUGAGUCAGGACGGCCCCAGUCAUUUUUCUCUUAGCGUCAGUUGGCAACGUAGUAGAGUAAGCUUUAAACACUUGUUUACUAAACACCAGUAAGAUUGAAUGGACUACUAUAACUUGAGAUGACGAAUAAGCUCUUUUUAAUUACAUUUUUAACUUUGAUACUUAUCCUGGAAAAUAUGGAAAUAGACAUCGAAAUACCGUCCCUGUUGGAGCGAUUCCAAUCACAUUAUGUCCGCUCCGCUUGUGUUAAAGUUUAUUGGUUUUCAAGUGCUAGAAAACUUAAGUCCUACUGAAAAGUUUCUAUGUCCUAUGUCAUAAUUUCAUACAACUAUUGGAAAACUUUGAAAAUCAAUAAGCUUUACAGAACCUCACUUAAAAAUAACCACGGUGACUUGAUCAUGAUUUUCAAUUAAUAUCGUUUUUAUUUUUCGUUGACGCUUUCGUUUAUAAAUACAGACACCAAAACCGUUUUCUUUCAAGAUUCCUUGAUUUAAUACCUGGCCUAUUCAUGUUAGUGCGUCUACUACAGUAAUAUUGCUUGAUGAUGUAUGUACUAGCGGCUGAUAUGAGAAAAUGAUAUAUCUUCACUGUAUUCAAAUUAUGUAGAAUGACGCAUCGAUUAUUUGUUUUAUUCUUUGCAAUCAGACCAAUCUAAAUUAUUUCAUUGUGUAAUAUAAUAACUAAUAUAUUAUGUACCUACACUGUCAAAGUUACAUAUACAUUUAUGUAAUAAUACCUAUGGAUGUGCGUACAAAUCGUGUAGUUUGAUUGUCAAAUAGCUUGUACUUCACUUUAUACACAGUUAGGCAUUUAAUCAGUUGUUAAUUUUCAAUGGGACAUUUUUAUUCCUUUAUUUUAGAAUAGGUUAAUAUCAGAAAGCUAAAAAGACAAACAGAAUUAAGUUAAUCAAAUAGUGAUUUAAAUCGUUCGGAUUCUGGUGAAUCCACCGGUGUUUUUUACAAAUUAUAAGGCGGCGAAAGGCGAAGUACUUUUAUAUAGUUGAUUUCCUCAUAUAACUUAUUUUAUAUGCUUUCAUUUUAAAGAUUCGGCCGCUAAAGUGGGUGUAUAUUUAAAAAAAAUUAGUUCUGCCGAGUGUUUGGAAAGGCUUGCGUUGUUUGAGCACGAGUGGAUUCAUUCGAUUA